CGCUGUCAUUCCUUUAUAUUCCUUUCCCAGUAAAGAACACAGAAGAGAAAGAAAAAAAAAAUCAUUAGGCGAUUUUGAUCUUCUUUUUUUUGGGUUGGUCUCUUUCUGCGAGUUGCUGUCAUCCCAAAUCUUUUCAUUUGAUCCAACAUCCAACCAUGCCGCGAGGGACCCUUGAAGUUCUUCUUGUCAGCGCCAAAGGCCUUGACAACACUGAUUUCCUCUCUGACAUGGAUCCUUAUGCCAUUUUCACCUACAAAACUCAGGAGAAGAAGAGUGGUGUUGCAUCAGGUAAAGGGUGCGAUCCAGAAUGGAAUGAAACCUUUUUGUUCUCAAUCUCUGAAGGUGUUAACGAACUCAAGAUUAAACUAAUGGACAGCGAUAACUUCAGUAGUGAUGACUUAGUUGGAGAAACUACAAUCCCCCUAGAUGCAGUGUUCGAUGAAGGAAGCAUUCCACCAACUUCAUACAAUGUUGUCAAGGAUGAUGAAUACCGUGGAGAGAUUAGAAUUGGUCUUAAUUUUACUCGGGAGAGAAGCAUUGACGGGGGAUUUGGACAGGAAGAGAACAUUGGUGGAUGGCAACAAUCAGCUAGAAACUACUAAAUUAUUGUCUGGUAUUGAGCUUUGCCGUGUGAAAUACUUUUCUGAACAUCCAUCUCCCAAGGUUUGAGAUGCAUGUUUGCAUCUUUGUAUGAUCACUUUUUCUCAGAAAACAGUGUUGGUAUUCGUCAACAAGACCUUGAUAUUAAGCCAAUGUCAAGUUUCUGGUUUGAAGACAUUGAUUUGCUGUUCUGCCUCUUAGAUUAACUUGCAUUCUCAGAUGAAAAUUCAGAAAAAUUUGGCUCUUUCUUCAAAGAGUAUACUCUGCAUACCCUGAUAAAUUGUGAAACAGCAAGUCUUUAUUUUGCCACCUCUGGAAUCAUCAUUUGAAUCAUAUAUUUUCAUCGUACUGGAUCUGGAUUGAUGAAUGUGGUAAAGAAAUAGAUUCAACGCUUGUGCAUGUUCAAACUUCUUUCAUAAAUGAGAGGGAAAACCCCCAUUUUGAUAUCAGUACAAAAGAAUGAAUAGAAUAGGAUAUCAUGGUUACAACUUGAAAUAUACCUGCAUUGGGACAAAGACUACAUUUAUUCAUCCAAGCAAAAUUUAACUAAGCGGAAAUCCAAAAGAAAUCUCAAAUAUCAUCAAGAUCUUAUCUCGGUAACAUCCCAUCAAGAACAAUGAUAUUGUUUAAGGAAUGCUGCUGGAAUUCGGAGCAGUGUCAAUUCCAUGCCUCUGUGUAGGAAAUGUGACGAUCAGCACACUGCAAAUCACACCAUUGGCAAUAGGAAGGGAAUUGAGAAUCUCUCCCAUCUGAACUGAAGGCUUAGUGUAAAAGCAGUUGACAAUGUUACUAUCAAGAAGCGCGAUGGUGGCGAAAACCAGCAAGGAAAGAAAAGCUUGCAAGAAAUCCAACGCAUUGAUCCUUCUCUUCUUAGCCUCUUCAGGCGGAAUAGUCACAUUCCUAUCAAUCGCAUAAAAGCCUCUAAAUGUAGCGAACCCGUAAAACACUUUUCCCUUCUCAUCCUUGUAACUAUCCGAGAAACUAAGCACGAAACAUGAAAAUCCACAUAGCGCUAAGAGAACUGCGGUCAUGAUCCGCGUGGCGUUGUCACAAACACCGUGAUUGGAUAAAAUGGGAGUUAAGAGCUGGAAAGUGAGGACUGUUCCGGUUGGGAGACGGCUGGCUAAGUAAGCUGUGCCUCUGAAUGUUGAACUUAUGGCUUUCCUUAUAGCAGAGUUUUGAUCAUCAUCAGAAGACUUAGAUGAUGGUGUUUUGGGGGUUAAAAGGGGUGUUUUUUGGUCAUUUUGGGCUGGGGCAGCUGGAGUUUCUACUUUGAUAUCCAUGUUGUGUUUCUCUUUUUUGGUCAACAGUGGGGGGAAAUUGGCGAAUUCUGAAUUCAGGCUGUGAAUAUGAUGGUGAAAUAUGUAACAGGUUGAUGAUCAAUUUAUAGGUGUGAUGAGAAAGACUUUGAAGUUGCAAGGAAGAUAGCAGAUGAUGUUAAACAAAUGAUUUGUUAACAAUACUAGUACGUGUGUAGUCAUCACGACUUUGAUUGGGUAAAUUAACUUGGAAAAGACUUGGUCCAAAAAUACAAUAGAAAUGCAACCAAGACCAAAGACAUUUCAAAUGAGCAGCCAUCACGAUCUUGAUUUUUAAGUUUUGAACAACUUCAUCUGUUUCUAACAACGUGUAUAUUUCACUUGAUUUAGAAGAUUAUAUUAUUAAUCUAUUGUAGCAGUUAAUGAAUUUUUCAGGCAUAUAUA
Molecule: messenger RNA, 2303 nt
Organism: Oldenlandia corymbosa var. corymbosa
Lineage: Eukaryota; Viridiplantae; Streptophyta; Magnoliopsida; Gentianales; Rubiaceae
Source: the annotation of a GenBank genome assembly